GUGUGCAGUGAAUGUGGGAAAACAUUCAGGUACAAAUCUUUAUUGACUAUCCACCAGAGAUUCCAUACUGCAGAAGGACAUCAGGAGUUUGGCAAAGGUAGAAAAUCCAUUAGGCAAAGGUCUGUCCUUAGUCAAAAUGGAAGGGCUCACACUGGGUCCAGGCAGUACACCUGCAGCAAAUGUGGGAAAUCCAUAAGCCACAAAUCUGUGCUUAUUCAUCCCCAGAGAGGGCACAGUGGAGAAAAUGUUUAUGUUUGCAGUGGAUGUUCAAAAUCUUUUAGCCAUAGUUCAGUUUUAAUUAGUCACAGGGUUCAACCUAGAAAAAGGCCUUAUAAGUGUGGUGACUGUGGAAAAUGUUUUACCUCUAUGUCUAUUCUCAGUUAUCAUCAGAGAACUCACCGAGGGGAAAAACCUUAUCAGUGCAUGGAAUGUGGGAAGUCUUAUAUCUCCAGUACUGGCCUCCGUUAUCAUCGCAGGGUUCACACUAGAGAAAGGCCUUAUAAGUGCCAUGAAUGUGGCAAAUCUUUUUUCUCUACUUCUGACCUCCAUUAUCAUCACAGAGGUCACAGUACAGAAAAGCCUUAUCAGUGCAAUGUAUGUGGCAAGUCCUUUCUCCGAAGAAACGUCCUCAAUGCACACAUAAAGAUUCACUCAAGUGAAAGGCCUUAUAAGUGUAAUGAAUGUGGGAAAUCUUUUAAGUGUAAGGCGACAUUCAUUAAACACCAGAGAGUUCACACAGGAGAAAGACCUUAUGAAUGCAGUGAUUGUGGAAAAUCAUUUAGUACAAGUUCUGUCCUUCGUUCUCACCAGAGAAUUCACACUGGGGAAAGGCCAUAUGAAUGUAGGGAAUGUGGGAAAUCUUUUACCACUAGUUUUGUCCUCCAUAAUCACCAGAGAGUUCACACUGGAGAGAGGCCUUAUGAAUGCAGUGAAUGCGGCAAAUCUUUUACUGCUAGUUCUGCCCUCCACUAUCACCAGAGAGUUCACACUGGAGAGAAGCCUUAUGAGUGUAGUGAAUGUGGCAAAUCUUUUACCACUAGUUCUGCCCUUCAGUGUCAUCAGAGAGUUCACACUGGAGAAAGGCCUUAUGAGUGCAGUGAAUGUGGGAAAUCUUUUACCACUAGUUCUGUCCUCCAUGAACACCGGAGAGUUCACACUGGAGAAAGGCCUUAUGAGUGCAGUAAAUGUGGGAAAUCAUUUACUGCCACCUCUGCCCUCCGUUAUCACCAGAGAGUUCACACUACAGAGAGGCCUUACGAGUGCAGUGAAUGUGGCAAAUCUUUUUUCUCUGGGUCUGAUCUCCAGUGUCACCAGAGACUUCACACUGGAGAAAGGCCUUAUAAAUGCAGUGAAUGUGGCAAAUCCUUUCUCCGAAGAAAUAGCCUCAAUGUACACAUAAAACUUCACUCAGGUGAAAGGCCUUAUAAAUGUAAUGAAUGUGGGAAAUCUCUGAACUAUAAGUCGACAUUCAUUCAACACCAGAGAAUUCACACCGGAGAAAAGCCUUACCUAUGCAAUGAAUGUGGAAUGUCUUUUAGUCAUAGUCGUGCCCUACGGAUUCAUCGUCACUGUCACCUUGAAAGAAGUCCUUAUGAGUGUAGUCAGUGUGGGAAAUCUUUUACUUCUAAUUCUUCCUUCAUGUCACACCAGAGAAUUCACACUGGAGAAAAGCCUUACGAGUGCAGUGAAUGUGGGAAGGCUUUCACUGCUCGUUCUCUUCUCCGUUCUCACCAGAUUGUUCAUACUGAAGAAAAGCCUUAUGAAUGCAGUGAAUGUGGCAAGUCCUUUCCCCGAAAAACUACGCUCAAUGCACACAUAAAGGUUCACUCAGCUGAACGGCCUUAUAAGUGUAAUGAAUGUGGGAAAUCAUUGAAGUAUAGAUCGACAUUCAUAAAACACCAGAGAAUUCACACAGGAGAAAGGCCUUAUGAGUGCAGUGAAUGUGGGAAGGCUUUUAUCAGUCAUCCAGCUCUUAUUUAUCACCGCAAGAGUGCACACAGGAGAAAGGCCUUAGGAGUGCUCUGAAUCUGGAAAAUCUUUCAGCUAAAUCUCCACACUUACUCACCAUGAGAAACUACACGGUAGAAAAUGUCUUUAUUGGUGACAUGAUGACCUGAAUGCUCAUGUUCACUAAAAUUUCUAUGUUGAAUACCCAUUCUGAUGGGAUAGUAUUAACAGGUGAUAUCUUUGGGAGGUAUUUCAGUUGAGAAUGGUCAGGAGUGUGGAACACUCAUGAGUGGGGUUAAUAUCAUAAUAUCUCUAAAGCAAGUUUCCUUCCCCUAUCAGUCAUGUGAGGACCCUUGAGAAGAUGAUCUACAAAUCAGGAUGCUGGUGCACCAGUCACAGAACCAGGCCAUAUGCGGAAUGGUAGGUCAGAUAUACAGCCUCCACAACUGGGAAACUUCUUGUUUGUUUACAAGCCCCCUCCUUUGUGAUACUUUGUUAGAGCAGCCUGAGCUGAGACAAAUGUGAAGAAUAUGGGUAAUCUUUUGACCAAAGAUAGAGUUUUGAAAUCCGAAUUCACCUUGGAGCAGGGCCUCAUGGGUGAGGUACAUGACCAUUCCUUUAGUCCAGUGAUCUGUCUUCAUUCCACGCUCAGAGGUCACACUGCAGAAAGACUUCAGAGUAGCAGAGAAGGUGAUCUUUCCUUGCUUCGUGUAAUCACAGUGGAGGAGAACCGUUUGCGAGGCAGACACCUACCUGAGUUGAACUUUGUUCACCUGAAUGUCCAGAGGGGAGUGACUUACCAUAAUUUGAAGCUAUUUCAGAAAAAUACAGAAGCUGCGUUGUGCUUUUGCUGUGUUUGGAGUCAUUGCUCAAUUGAGAUCACUGCCAGUUUCUGUAGCAAAAGUCACUUCACCCCUGCCACUUGCCAGGUUCCCAUCAUGUGUAUCAGCCACCACCCACCGUGCUCAAGCAUGCUGACCUCUGCGCUUUGUCAUUGGCGACGGACAUUGUGGGUAAUUGGAACUCCUUGUUCCCUUCUAAGUCUGGACGUGGAUGUGACCCAGUGUUGACCAUCCUACCUGAACUGAGUUUCGGGUGGUGUCUUGCAGAGAGGCUGAGUCUCUUAGGACGUUGUUGGUCUCCUGAUGUUUGUGAUCAAUGUGUGCAGCACCCAAGUCACCAGCACAGGAAUUUGGUGCCCUGUUUUGCUCUGGUUUAUGCAUUAAUAAAUGCCUUUUUUGUUUAGUUACCUUUAACCUUAUGUGUUGUAUUCACUCAAAGGGGUUGUUUGAGAGCAGAAUUGGCGUCUGCCGGCAUGAAGAAGUGAACAGAUUUCAUUGCAUCCCAAACUUACUGUGUCUUGGAUGAUUGUAAAUAAAAAAAUAACUACGACA
This is a messenger RNA of Herpailurus yagouaroundi (jaguarundi), 3341 nucleotides long. Its product is annotated as zinc finger protein 658B-like. Gene Ontology annotation, biological process: regulation of cytokine production; negative regulation of transcription by RNA polymerase II; regulation of immune system process. Gene Ontology annotation, molecular function: DNA-binding transcription repressor activity, RNA polymerase II-specific; RNA polymerase II cis-regulatory region sequence-specific DNA binding. Lineage: Eukaryota; Metazoa; Chordata; Mammalia; Carnivora; Felidae. The transcript has a single exon. The record is from RefSeq and is a predicted model, not a curated record. Gene Ontology annotation, cellular component: nucleoplasm. Bases 367 to 2025 code for a protein of 552 amino acids.